AUGCAGGUUUCACUCAUCCUGGAAGACAACAUCUUGUGGUGGUUGAUGGUCGCGACUCACUUCCCGCUUGCUGGAUCUAUGCGAUGCCUCGUUGAUGAAGGGCAAGAAGAACAUCCAAUGAUCUCGUCAGAAGACUUUCCUUCAUGUGAGGUAUACUAUUACUUCGAACGCAGAGGCGGUGAGGUUUUUGGGAAGCGGCUGAAUUAUGGAGGAGGAGAUAUUGUAAGAAAUAUCUUUCUUAUACACUGA
Haemonchus placei is the source of this 249-nucleotide messenger RNA. The record is from the annotation of a GenBank genome assembly. NCBI's taxonomy places the organism in Eukaryota, Metazoa, Nematoda, Chromadorea, Rhabditida, Trichostrongylidae.